Molecule: messenger RNA, 671 nt
Organism: Closterium sp. NIES-67
Lineage: Eukaryota; Viridiplantae; Streptophyta; Zygnematophyceae; Desmidiales; Closteriaceae
Source: the annotation of a GenBank genome assembly
UUCCAGUUCCUUCUCUUCCGAAGUUCCUGUUCCUUCUCCAAUCUCAAGUACAUCAGCACUUUCCGAGCGCUGCUUGCUUUUUCAGCAUCUAGAGCUGCUUAUCUUCUUGAUAUCAUUCGACCCAGACCGAUCUGCAAGGCGUCGUCUGCAUUUCUCAACCCCACUUUCAGCUUCAGGAAACCUUGGACAUCUUCGAUCCGUCUGUGCGUGCGCUUUUAAUCUCGACCGUUCAUCAUGUCGGGACGUGGCAAGGGAGGCAAGGGUCUCGGAAAGGGAGGCGCAAAGCGUCACAGGAAGGUUCUUCGCGACAACAUCCAGGGCAUCACCAAGCCGGCCAUCAGGCGACUCGCUCGCCGCGGCGGCGUGAAGCGUAUCAGCGGUUUAAUCUACGAAGAGACUCGCGGCGUGCUGAAGGUGUUUCUUGAGAAUGUCAUUCGCGACGCUGUGACGUACACGGAGCACGCGCGGAGAAAGACGGUCACUGCCAUGGAUGUGGUUUACGCUUUGAAACGCCAAGGCAGAACGCUGUACGGGUUUGGCGGCUAACUCGUGACUGACCUUGUCCCUAAGCGAUUAGGAGCCUUCUGCAAUAGAUUCUGAUUUUUGCUGCAAUUCUAAGAUUUUCCUUUACAUUCGUGUAUAAAUUUCUCCAAUAAUUAUUACAGAUCUGU